ACAUUUAUUUCCCACACCGAAGAGCCGAGGCAGAAAGACAAAAAGGAGCGGACUUCUGUAAGGACGAGCUGCGUGGGAAAGCUGAUGCCGGCAACUGCCUUCGCAGGCUCCAACUCCAGCACCAUGAACACGUCUGCUCAUCUCCACUUUGCCGGAGGAUACCUGCCCUCUGACUCUAAGGACUGGAGGACCAUCGUCCCGGCUCUCUUGGUGGCCGUCUGCCUGGUGGGCUUCAUGGGGAACGUUUGCGUGAUGGGCGUCCUCCUUCACAGCGCCUGGAAAGGAAAGCCAUCCAUGAUCCACUCCCUGAUUCUGAAUCUCAGCCUGGCCGAUCUCUCUCUCCUGCUCUUUUCUGCACCUGUCCGAGCUACAGCAUACUUCAAAAGUGUUUGGGACCUCGGCUGGUUUGUCUGCAAGUCCUCUGACUGGUUCAUCCACACGUGCAUGGCAGCCAAGAGCCUGACGAUCGUUGCAGUGGCCAAAGUAUGCUUCAUGUAUGCAAGUGACCCAGCCAAGCAAGUAAGUAUCCACAACUGCACCAUCUGGUCAGUGCUGGUGGCCAUCUGGGCUGUGGCUAGCCUGCUACCCCUGCCCGAAUGGUUCUUUAGCACCACCAGGCUUCAUGCGGGUGUGGAAAUGUGCCUCAUGGAUGUACCCCCUGUGGCAGAAGAGUUCAUGGCCAUGUUUGGUAAGCUCUACCCUCUCCUGGCAUUUUGCCUUCCGUCACUCCUUGCCAGUUUUUAUUUCUGGAGAGCUUAUGGCCAGUGUAAAAAACGAGGAACUAAGACUCAAAAUCUUAGAAACCAGAUGCGCUCCAAGCAACUCACGGUGAUGUUGCUGAGCAUUGCUGUCACCUCGGCUGUCCUCUGGCUCCCUGAAUGGGUAGCCUGGCUGUGGAUAUGGCAUGUGAAGGCCGGAGGCCCGGCCCCACCACAAGGUUUUAUAGCCCUGUCUCAAGUCCUCAUGUUUUCCAUCUCUUCGGCAAAUCCUCUCAUUUUUCUAGUGAUGUCAGAGGAGUUCAAGGAAGACUUGAAAGGCUUAUGGAAAUGGAUAACCAAAAAGCACCCGACUGCCUCAGAGUCUCAGAAGACACCAGCUGGUGACUCAGAGGUCCCUCCCGACAAUGACCCAUCUCCCGAGUCCCCAACAUCCACCCCAGAGAAAGAGAAAACCGGCUCUCCCUCCUCUGGCAUAGAGAGAAGUGAGAAGGCACAGAUCCCCAUCCUCCCUGAUGUAGAGCAGUUUUGGCAUGAGAGGGACACAGUCCCUUGUGUACAAGACAAUGACCCUAUCCCCUGGGAACAUGAAGAUCAGGAGAUGGGAGAUUGUGACAAAUAG
This is a messenger RNA of Mirounga angustirostris (Northern elephant seal), 1338 nucleotides long. RefSeq names its product G protein-coupled receptor 151 (gene GPR151). NCBI's taxonomy places the organism in Eukaryota, Metazoa, Chordata, Mammalia, Carnivora, Phocidae. Gene Ontology annotation, cellular component: plasma membrane. Gene Ontology annotation, molecular function: G protein-coupled receptor activity. The record is from RefSeq and is a predicted model, not a curated record. The coding region runs from base 85 to 1338 and encodes 417 amino acids. Gene Ontology annotation, biological process: G protein-coupled receptor signaling pathway. The transcript has a single exon.